GCCUCAAGUUUCCAUGCAGACGUUGGUACAAUAGGGCAGUCACUUGGCGACACUCGUAAGAUCAACAAUGGCGAAGCGGUUCUACGAUCUGACGGCUAAGCUCCUGACGGGGGAAACAUUGAAUUUCUCCACGCUGCAGGGCAAAGUGGUCCUCAUUGAGAACGUUGCAUCUCUCUGAGGGACGACGACCAGGGAUUACACCCAGAUGAACGAGCUCCAUGAACGCUACAGCAGCAAGGGGCUCGUUAUCCUAGGAGUCCCCUGCAACCAGUUCGGCCACCAGGAGAACUGUAAGAAUGAGGAAAUCCUUCAGUCGUUGAAGUACAUCCGACCCGGUAACGGCUUUGAGCCCAAGUUCCAGCUCCUGGAGAAGGUUGAUGUGAACGGCAAGGACGCUCACCCCCUGUUUGUGUUCCUGCGUGAAAGCCUCCCGGUUCCCAGCGACGAGCCUGCUGCCCUGAUGAGCGACCCCAAGUUCAUCAUCUGGAGCCCCGUGUGCAGGAACGAUGUGUCCUGGAACUUCGAGAAGUUCCUCAUCGGACCGAACGGCGUGGCCUUCAAGCGUUACAGUCGCAGGUUCCUCACCAGCGACAUCGAGGGAGACAUCAAGAAGCUUCUAAGCCAGGCACACUAAAGACCAUCUGUGCUCACCCGUGCGCUGUUUUCUGCUCUUUUCACUCCAUGAAGGCAACCUCUGAAACCAAGCUGCUUGUGAGGAGGUCACCUGAUGCUCUGUGAACUAGCAGAACACCUCAGCUGCACUUAACACCUGUUGUUAAAGCACAGAUGACAAAUAAAUAUUUGGUCUUCA
Messenger RNA from Nerophis ophidion (straightnose pipefish), 811 nucleotides. It is a transcript of the gene gpx1b, whose product is annotated as glutathione peroxidase 1b. The transcript is spliced from 2 exons. Gene Ontology annotation, molecular function: glutathione peroxidase activity. The record is from RefSeq and is a predicted model, not a curated record. Lineage: Eukaryota; Metazoa; Chordata; Actinopteri; Syngnathiformes; Syngnathidae. Gene Ontology annotation, biological process: hydrogen peroxide catabolic process; response to selenium ion; response to hydrogen peroxide. Gene Ontology annotation, cellular component: mitochondrion; cytosol.